Molecule: messenger RNA, 1419 nt
Organism: Vitis vinifera (wine grape)
Lineage: Eukaryota; Viridiplantae; Streptophyta; Magnoliopsida; Vitales; Vitaceae
Product: F-box/kelch-repeat protein At5g43190
Exons: 1
Coding region: 99-1217 (372 amino acids)
Molecular function (GO): protein binding
Source: RefSeq, a predicted model, not a curated record
GAUUAUUUUAAUUGAGUCUUUUUUUAUUUAUUUAUUUGUAAGGGCAAAUCGAUAUAGGCUUCUCAUGGUGUAACCGUGUAAGCAUCUACCUCACAGACAUGGCUGCGAGGGCGGGGAAGUCGCAGGAGAUGGAUCCCGGAAUAUGGGGCCACUUGCCGGUGGAGCUUCUGGAACAUGUGCUAUCUUUUCUCCCUCUCAAAAGCUUCUUCAAUCUCCUAUGUACCUGUAAACGCUUCAAAUCUUUAAUUUACUCUCCUUCAUUCCUGGCCAAGUAUUCUCCUUCUUCUUCUUCUUCUUCUUCUUCACCCGCUCUCUCAUCUUUUCUCUUACUUUCUCAUCCACAGUUCUACCGCCACCGACUCCCUCUCUAUGACUCAGCCAUUGGCAACUGGCGCAAUUUAUCUCUCACCUGCUCUAUUCUCUUACCCUACGCCGCCACCACCGCGAUCACGCUGCUCUCCGCCGCCAAUGGACUCCUCUGCUUCUCUUUACCCAACUCAUCUUCUUUCCUGGUCUGCAAUCUCUUGGUAGGAUCCUCCAGAGUCCUCCAAUUCCCUGGAUACCCUUUUGCCUUUGAAAUGCUGACCUUGGUUCCUGCCCCGGAUGGGUACAAGAUCUUCAUGAUCGCUUCUGGGUCCUCUUCCAACAACGCUUGGGUGUAUGAUUCCGGGGUUCAUUCAUGGCGAGAAUUCCAGGGUUUCGAUCCGACUUUGAGCGACAAUUGUCAUCAAGGAGUUUACUGUAAUGGGGUUCUGUAUUUUUGUACGUCUGAGCCGUUUUCCAUAGUGUGUUUUGAUUUGGAGAGUGGGGUGUGGGACAGAUCGGUUGUGGAGUUGCCGGGGGAGCUGACGUUUGUGAAAUUAGUGAGCGAUGGAGAAGGGAAGCUGUAUUUGGUUGGUGGGAUUGGGAGGAAUGGGAUUUCCAAAAGUAUGAAAUUGUGGGAAUUGGAAGGAGAGAAUUGGGUGCUGGUGGAGAGUCUGCCGGAAUUCAUGUGCCAAAAAUUGGUUUCCGUGUGUUAUCACAAUUACGAGCAUGUGUAUUGCUUUUGGCACCAGGAGACGAUCUGUGUAUGCUGCUAUACUUGGCCCGAGAUUUUGUAUUACAAGGUCGCUAGGAGGACUUGGCAUUGGCUGCCUAAAUGCCCUUCAUUGCCUGACAAAUGGAGCUGUGGUUUCAGGUGGUUUUCUUUUGUUCCAGAAUUAUAUGCGCAAGUUUGAUUGCUUUUUUCCUUUUUAUUUUCUUUCUUCUUCAUACCUCAACUUCUGUGUGGCCCCCCUCUCCACCCUUUUCUGGAACAAUGUCAUAUAACUUUUUGAAUGGAUUUUUUCCCAAACUCUUAGAUCCUAUUAGUAGGCUAUAGAGAUUUCUGUUUUCAUUGUUACUUAUGAUUCAAUGGUCGUUGAUAUGCUUGUUUUUUAA